Molecule: messenger RNA, 1099 nt
Organism: Neoarius graeffei (lesser salmon catfish)
Lineage: Eukaryota; Metazoa; Chordata; Actinopteri; Siluriformes; Ariidae
Gene: npm1a
Product: nucleophosmin 1a
Exons: 11
Coding region: 77-961 (294 amino acids)
Biological process (GO): chromatin remodeling; regulation of centrosome duplication; ribosomal small subunit export from nucleus
Cellular component (GO): centrosome; nucleolus; ribonucleoprotein complex
Molecular function (GO): RNA binding; chromatin binding; histone binding
Source: RefSeq, a predicted model, not a curated record
CUCCUCGUGUGCCGUACAGACAGGUUUUCCUCCACCGCACCGGCUCUGCACAGAGUUAUCCAGCGCGCCAGUCCUCAUGGAACCCGAACAGAUGGGCCCUCAGACUUUCCUUUACGGCUGUGAGCUGAAGCAGGGAAAGGAAGUGACCUUUAACCCCGAGGAUGACGACUUCGAGCAUCAGCUGUCCGUCAGGAUGGCGUGCGUCGAUCAGGCCACCAAAGACGAGCUGAACGUCGUGGAAGUCGAGGGCCAGGACUCCGAAGGUCAGAAGGUCAAAGCCGUGCUGGCUACGCUGAAGCCGUCCACAAUGCCAAGUGUGUGUCUGGGUGGGUUUGAGAUCACUCCUCCUGUUGUUUUCCGUCUGCGUACCGGCUCCGGUCCAGUUUACGUCAGCGGCCAGCACCUUGUCAUGAUGGGCGGAGAUCAGUCUUUCGAUGAAGAUGAUGAAGAGGAGGAGGAAGAAGAGGAGGAGGAGACAAGGACUCCUCUGAAGAGAGCAGCUCUGGUCACCACAAAGCCAUCAAAAAAGAUGAAGAUGGAAGAGGAGGAUGAAGAUGAUGAUGAAGAUGAUGAUGAUGAUGAGGAUGAGGAGGAUGAGGAAGAAGAGGAGAGCGAAGAGGAAACGCCCGUGAAGGCCAAGAAACCAGCAGCCAAACCGCAGACUCCUGCUCAGAACGGCAAAUCCAACACGCCAGCACCCAAACAGAACAAGACACCAGACGCUGGCAAGAAGAACGAGAAGAAACCACAGACCCCCAAAAGCCCACAAACGCCCAAGACUCCACAAACACCUCUCAGCGUCCUGGAUCUCAAGUCUAAGAUGAUGGCUGCCGUAGGCAAGGGAGUGCAGCUACCCAAACUUCAGCCAAAGUUUGAAAACUAUGUGAAGAACUGCUUAAAAGUUACUGAUUCAGAGGUGAUGGGUGAGCUGUGGCAGUGGAGACAGACAUUGAAGAAUUAAUCCAACGUUUUACUCAGUUAAAUUAUGUCUUGUCUUUUUGUUGUUGUUUUUUUUUUUUUAAAUUUCUCCAUCCUGAGUUGUUCUGUCUGAUCCGUGCCGUUCUUUUUAAAAAGUUCAUUUAAAAGUCACUUUAUACCA